Molecule: messenger RNA, 1511 nt
Organism: Striga asiatica
Lineage: Eukaryota; Viridiplantae; Streptophyta; Magnoliopsida; Lamiales; Orobanchaceae
Source: the annotation of a GenBank genome assembly
AAGAGAAAAUUACCUGGUGGACGAGGCAAAUUUUUCUCCUUAAAAAUGAGAUAACUUUUUUAUUUACAAACUAAUCUUUUCCUUUCCACUAGAACGUGAAUUUUAUUUUCUUAAUCCCCUUCGGAGAUAUUCUUCGCAAUAGACUCAAUCAAUUUCUCUUCUCUCUUCCCUUUUCACUUCACAGAACACACGCACACACCAACACUUCAUAUAUAUAUAACCUCCCAUCCCGUAUCUUGUUCUCUCUUCUUCUUAGAUCGGUCGAUUGAGAAUGGCGAGCACCGGAGAGAGGUACAACAACCAAGCUUGGUGGAAUGGGUUCGUCGAGUACAAAUUCACGGCUAUCAGGUGAUUGUGAGGGGCGUAAUCUAAGUGGUGAAAAACGGCGGAGAGAGGCGAUUUCGAUGGCUCCGAUUUUGGCGUUUUCCAACGACGGUGCGAGGGACAGAGGAGCAAGUAAGCAGUCCGAUCUAUCGGUGAAAGAAAGUACCAGCAAUUCCCUACCGCUUUACUUCGACGAGAAGCCUUUUCUUUUUGAUACCGCCUUUUUGGCUAUUCUCGUAAUGAGGAGUAGUAGAUUCGUUCCAGUUGUUGGAUCUGAACUCCACGACUUGAAUCAGGGACUUGCCAUGGAUACGAGCGGCGUGUCCCGGGGCGAGAAGCCACGCUUUGCUGUUGAUGGUCAUUUCGAAAAAGGAUCGAAAAAAGCUUUCCGACGAGUGACGCGCCAGCAGAGGUUCUCCGACCAAUUAUUUGACGACUUAGAACUUGCAAUACCGGGGAAAAAAAGCAGAAGUCCCAUCUGCUUCCUAGGAAAAUUCAGUAAGCCAAUCUCUUGGAAAGUGCUUCCUUCAUUCGCUUGGGCGAAGAAAGAGGAGCAGGAACAACAGGUUGUCCUCUCCCGAUCCCAUUCCACCAAAAGAAAAGGAUAUGAGCUCUUUUUGUCGCUUUCCCUCACCGCUAACCUCGAGCUGCCGUGCCUAUCCCAGACCCCUAUUCAUGAAAGCGAGCAGCUUCGGCUCAAACCGAAUGAGGACUGGGAGUAUCUAGUAGUGGCCGGGCAGGAUCUUCUCGUGGUGACUCAGUACGUGGUUGACUCAUUUGAAUCUGAUGGAUUGUAUGUUGACGACAGAGACAUAGAUGACUGGACCUACCUACGAGGACUUCCAGGUGUGACUAUUGAUUUUGAUGUUCGUAAAUAUGACCCUGAGGAUAUGGAUGUUAAGUACGUGGAGGGUUCGUCUUUGGGUGGUUGGGCUCUUUUUGUCGGCUUCCACAGCGAUGCGGUCGCAUUGCCAGCAGCCGAGUUCCCGGAGCUCAACCCCAAUUCCAUUUACUUCACGGAUUCACAAGAAGAUUGCAAGAUUGAGUAUUACCCAAUUGGUGGCCAUGACAUUGGCAUUUUCAAUUAUGAGAACAAGACUGUGUUGCCAUGCUAUUAUCCAUGUGAUGCUAAGAACCUGAGAAAGACUUUCCCACCGCCUAUGUGGUUCUUCCCAAGUCGUGAAUGA